Molecule: messenger RNA, 384 nt
Organism: Purpureocillium lilacinum
Lineage: Eukaryota; Fungi; Ascomycota; Sordariomycetes; Hypocreales; Ophiocordycipitaceae
Source: RefSeq, a predicted model, not a curated record
AUGAGUUGGACCGCCCUGGCAGGUUGCCCGCCCAUUCAGGACAGCCAGCGGAGGUGGGUGCUGCUCAGUGGUGGUGGGAUCCAAGGUCCAGACGCUCUUGCAUCUUGGAACCAGUGGGCAUUGGACCUUCAAAGUACAAGUUCGGGGCAUGAACUGGACUGUCGGUCUCAGUUUCCCCCUCACCUGUGUCCUCGUCGCUGUCGAAUUCGGGCGAAGCCCUCACACAAGGUCGGGGCUCUGUACAUAAUAUUGCUCCCACACAUCACCAAACACAGGCCCAGCCGUUCAACACAAUCAGGAACCUAUCCCACCGUGGCGCUGCUGGUCUUCCUCGUGUACCGGCGACGUUACGUGUACGUGUUCGCACAUACUACUUGGUGCUAG